CGGCCAUUUUUAAUUUACAUUCUCUUCUCAGUACUGUUUUUAUUUUUUGUAGUGUUAAUGAAUUAUUGUGAUUUGUGUUGCUAUAAUUUCUUUAAUAAGAAACUAAUUUAACUUAGUUUUUAUUUAGAUGUCAGGUGGUAGGCUUAUAGUGCUGGACCGCGCUGGUCGCGAUGCCAAGCAGUAUGCCCUUUUAGAGGGUUUGGCCACCCUUGGCUCUGAUCUGGCUUGUGACAUCCGCCUAAUGCUGCCAGCAGUCAGUCCCCACCAUGCCACUGUUAUGGUACAGGCUAAUCAGACUGUGGUACAGAGUGUAUCUGAAGGUGUCACUUUGCUGAAUGAUGUGCCUGUAAGUGUAGCUGUACUCAGGCACGGUGAUAUCAUUUCUAUGGGUGGACGGGCUCUACGUUGGGAGUAUUCACAACCACAGCACAGACCCCUCUCUAAACCACAACCACCAUUAGUAGCAAUAAACAAAACUCGUAGCAGAGGCAAGGGUCAUAGAAGUCGGUCCAGUGAUCCAGUACUCCAUGAUACACAGGUUCAUAAUCAGAGAAAUUCACUACCUGCUUCCAGUAGGAAGCAAGUGGCAAUAGUUCAACCGCAGAGAAGAAAUGUAAUGCAGGGAGAACCAAGUAGCACUCCCGAAUUGACUGAUUCUAGUCAAAUUGAAAACACGGAAAAUGAAAACACUGAAGAAACAAUUACGAGGAAAUCAGCGCGGCCUAGCCAAAAAAGUAUCCAAACAAAUACAAAGGCUUCAGAAUGGAUAGAGUCGCGUAAAAGCUCGAGAGCGCCUAUCACACCGACACGAACACGGAAAACCCUCACACCGUCAGAUUUACAAUGUCGAACUAAAUCUGCAACACGACCACAGAGAGACACACAAUUGCGUUCAAAAUCCUUGGCAUGUAUACCGUUAGAAAUUGAAGGAGAAAAAACAAAGGUGACUCAAGCACCGAGACAAACUCAGUCGCGUUCCAAAAUCCUAGAAGGAACACAAAUAGAAACAAAAUCCACAACUCGGGCGACUCUCACACCGAAAGAAACACGUGAAGUCCGGUCAAGGUUAGCAGUUACACCAAACGACACAAAAGUAGAAUCCAAAUCCGGUACACGGAAGUCCCUUACACCAAGAGAUGCCCCAUCAGAACCCGUAGAAGUUACAUCGAAACAAACAAAAACUUCAAUACGGACUACCCCGAGGCACACACAAUCAAGUUCAAAAGUCGAAGUUACCCCAUUACAAUCAAGAACAGAAGCGAAAUCAACAGUACGGGCAUCUACGCCUAGGGAAACACGCAAAUCGCGUACUUUGGGACCUGUGACCAACUCAGUUAAAUCACGAAAGGCGCUCACUAAAAAAUCUUCAGUUAUACCAAUACUAUCAAAAUCAGUUACACAGCUAGCAAUUACACCGACAGAAAAUCGUGACACAUCGCGUUCAAGUGUACUUGCAGCAAGAACACCGUUGAAUCAGUCGAAAUCUUUGUUGCCACGUUCUGCGCGCACACCGUCACAAAGCACCUCAACAUCUGUACUUAGUAGGUCUCGACUGACAAGUACGCCGAAAUCGUCAAAUAGACAGACACACAUCCCAGAGAAGCGCGUACUACCACCACGAGCAAGAACGUUAACACCGCGGGCUCAACAGUUCGCGACAAACAAGUCGUCUCUUACGCCGCGGACUUGGCGCGAUACAUCGCUUCGCUUGACGGUGUUACGAAAGUCCCAUAGGCCCGUCAAAAUACAGGCACCUACUUUAAUUGACCACACUAAACAAGCUGCUUUAUUGCUGAUGACACGUCAUACGAAGUCAAAGUCUCCAAACGCGGUAUCUACUGUUGUGAUAAAGCCAUCUCCAAUACCAAAAUCAAUGAAAAGAAGCUCUCGGGCACUAAGAGACAGCUUAAUAAGGAAAGGAAAUACUUCUGUGCUAAGUACCAGCGACGAACUUUCAACGCGAAGAAGUUUAUCUUGUCAAUCUGCAAGAAAAAGUGCUAUGAAAUCUACUCUUAAGGAUCCAAGGAGUGGACGGAAAACGGAAUCAAUUAAAUUCGAUCUUAGCAAUCUAGAACAUGAUACUAAGUACGAUCGAUUAUCAUCCUCAGUGGUCACUGUGGAUACAACAAAUCAGACUUUUGAUAGUAUAUCAAGUCACGGCUCACCGUCUUCAAGAAGGUCCAUACAUUCCAGAAGCAGUCGUAUCAUCGAAAAGACUUUGGGUAGUCCUAUGACGGUAACUGAAACUCCCGAAACUUCAAUCGCUACCUCACCUAAAUCCAGGUCUUCGCGUGGUUCUCUAAUUGUCCAGAAAGCUCUUGAAGAAACUCUUAAAACACAAAACACAUCAGGACAAACAAAUCUAACAAAAACACUAAGUCCACGUGCCGAAAGUUAUUCAGUAGUAGACUUGGUCUCUCGCGAUUCUAAUGCUACGGAAUAUAACACGAUUGAUUCUACACCUUUUGGAACCCCUCGAAGUCACAGAAAAUCCAGAUCUUUUGCUGUAGCGUUGCCUUCCAGCACACCAUAUAAAGUGCCGAUAAAUCUAAGUUCGAAAUAUGAGAAUGCCAAUGACACACCGCCACACGCAGAAUCACCUGAAGUUAUUACACCCCAAAAUGAUGAAAAUAAUAAACCUGUUGCGAGUACUAAGGUUUCCAAGAGGUCUCGUAGCAAGUCUAGAUUAAACGAUAGUGAUCUAUUCCUAUUGGAAGACGAAGAUUCUCCGAGAACAUCGAAGAGAGCUGAUAAAUCGGCUACCACUUCUUUCGACGUUUCACAUUUGAAAAGAAAAUUAUCCCAAAGCCUCACCGAGUCUGAUGAAGACUUAGAUAAAAUUGACAAAAACGUAUUUGCCAAGGCCCCUAAGAAUAGUUUAAGUAAUGUCAGAGUAAAAGAAUUAUUUGCUAAAUCACCGCAAAAUGACCUACGCUGUGUUUCGGGAUUAAAGACCUUAUUCAAAUCGUUGAGAAAGCAAAAUACACCUAAAAAUACUCUAGAAGAUGUAAAGGGAGUUAAAAGAUUAUUUAGAGAAAAGGAAAAAUCACCUAAGAAUACACUGGAGGACGUAAGUGGAGUUAAAGGAUUAUUUAGGAGGAGUCCUCGGAACGAAUUGAGGGUUUCUGGAGUAAAGGACGCUUUACAUAUAAAAUCGCCCAAAAAUGAUUUAAGUGAUGUGCGCGGGGUGAGGCGUUUAUAUCGACUAGAAAAAGAACGAUAUAGCAGCAACGUAAGCGGAAUCCAAGAAAUUUUCAAAGAAACUUCAGAAAUGGACACGACAUUUGAUCUACUAAUGAACAAGCCUCCAUUACGGACCUAUAAAGCAGCGAGUGCGCAGAAGAUGAAACUUAAACAAAAAACACGCCAAGCAAAAUCUUUGUACGAUUCGACUUCGAUACACGUGGAUGGCUGGAUGAAGAAUAAUGAAAUUAAAGUGUAUAGCGAAAAAAGUUUGCCUCUAAAGAAAAGGUCGCUUAAGACUUUAAAAUCGACUCCAGUUAAAGGCAAUGUGACGCUGAACUCCACAGAGUUAUGCCAAAUCUCUCCUAUCACUAAGCCAGCACGUCUGGAUACAGCCGAAACGUCACAAUUGAUUGACCACACACUUAACAUCAGCGUUAAUAACAGUUCGGUAUCACUCGGAAGGACGUCACGAUCCAUAAGACAAAAUCGCAGCGCGUUGAAAAAUACUACAUUUACUAUUAAAGACACUAUUACUGAAGAAAAGCCGUCCACGUCACUAGUGACUCACAAAAAAUCUCCAGUUGUCAAAUCGUCCAGAAAAACGCGUCAACCACGGGUCCAAGAGCAGUCAGAUAGUGCCCAAAACCAAGAAAUUUCGGAAUCGAAGGACCAAAAAUCAAAAGAAACUAAAACUACUCGACGAACAGUCAAAACGUCUGAACAAGAGACGGCAACAACUUCAGUACCAAGAGCGACACGUUCUAAAGCAACAUCGCCACGGAAAUCCAGUGUUAGACGCGUCUCGAUUGUAGUUAAACCACCAAUGAGAAUGACGCGUAGAGGCAAAAUCCCGGUAAUAGAACAAAAUGAUAAAGCCAAGAAAACAAAGGCGGGUCCUAAGCAAACUGAGGAAAUGUUAAAGGCAAAGGACACUGUUAAAGGCAAAGCGCGGGUUUUGACGAAACUAACACCAAAAAUUUCGAAAACGAAAAGAGUUUCCAUUGUAGUUCCGGCGAAAACCGCCCUCGCUUCAGCUAGGAAAACUCGAAGUAGAGUGGCCGCUGUCAACAAGGAAGUAGCACAAGCUAAGAAUAAGGCUACUAAAAGGACUGUCGCAACCGCUAAGACAACUCGUAAGGGUAAAGCUGUCGAAGUCGAGCCUCCUGAAAAUCAAGUUAUAGAAAAACCAAAAAGAGGCAGAAGAAAACUAACUGAAACGAAAAACCCAGAAGUUGUGAAGAAUGAAAUUGAAGUAAAGACGCGAGCUAAAACUACUGAAAAACCUGUUAUUACCAAAGUUGAGAAGAAAACUCAAAAAGGAAAGAAGGAGGUCCCAAAAGCUAAAGAAACAGCGCCGGCAAGCCGGAAGAGGAAAUCCCCCGAGACCACUCCUGUUGAAAAUGAAGAUAUUGAAAAGCCAAAACGCGGAAGAAAAAAAGUGGUUGCAAUAGCUGUCACAGAGGUUAAGAAGCAAACUGAAGUGAAGACGCGAGCGAAAGCUAAUGUUCAGGCUGGCUCCAGUAAAGGGGAUAAAGUAGCUCAACCCAAAGGAAAAAAGGUCGCUCCAGCUCAAGAAACAAUAGCGCCAUCUACAAGUCGUAAGAGGAAAUCUCCAGAUGUCACGCCUGCUAAGAAAGAAACAUCUGUAACCGCUAAGAGGCGAAAGGCAGCCGAAAUUACUUUGCCGGCUCGUACGACACGCUCUAAAGCUGAGUCUCAACCAAAAAUGCGCGGCCAAAAAAGAUAAAGGUCAACGACGCUGUUUAAUGUUAAGAUCAGUACAAAUUACAUUUAAGUCAAAAUUUAUCAAUUUGUGUUCGUUGUAAAUUUUAUGAUUAUAAUUGUGGAGAGUUCUUAGAACGUUUAAUUAUUUAGUAGUCAUUUAUGGGAGUAUUGAACUGACAGAUUUCACGGUUUUACGUUAUUUUAAUGUUAUGUUAAAAGUCCUCUCAUAGAGGCUCGUUUUUAAAGUUAAAAUUGUGUAACGUGAUUAAAUAAGGUAUUACUGUUAUUUUAAAAAAAAUCAAUCGGAAUUAAUUAUGUUUUUAUCAAGAUAUGCUCAAUACAUAAUCAAGUUCGCUAAAAUUUCUCUUUCCAAGGAGUGAGUUAAAAAAAUGUUGUAGUUAUUUUCAUUAGCCUUUAUAUAAUUGGACAUAAGUUUGCUUACACUAGCGUUAUGUUUAGUAAUUAUUAUCUACUUGUAGUUUAUUUCUUUAAUUAUAACACUUUUAUUUUUAUCUACUAUUACAUUAUGAUUAAGCAUUUUAUCUAUUUUUGUAACAAUUCAAGCUCAUCUGCUGACUGUACUUUAAUCAAAACAUUGCCAAUUGUAGGGUUAAAUAGUAUUUUUGUAUCGUUU
Molecule: messenger RNA, 5545 nt
Organism: Pieris brassicae (large cabbage white)
Lineage: Eukaryota; Metazoa; Arthropoda; Insecta; Lepidoptera; Pieridae
Exons: 17
Coding region: 128-4933 (1601 amino acids)
Molecular function (GO): protein binding
Source: RefSeq, a predicted model, not a curated record